Molecule: messenger RNA, 1581 nt
Organism: Anopheles cruzii
Lineage: Eukaryota; Metazoa; Arthropoda; Insecta; Diptera; Culicidae
Product: neuropeptide Y receptor type 2-like
Exons: 1
Coding region: 1-1581 (526 amino acids)
Biological process (GO): G protein-coupled receptor signaling pathway
Cellular component (GO): plasma membrane; neuron projection
Molecular function (GO): neuropeptide Y receptor activity; neuropeptide binding
Source: RefSeq, a predicted model, not a curated record
AUGGGUGGCCCGCUUGUCGGCUCCUCCAGCUCGACGAUGGUCGUAACACCGAACGUAACGAACCUGACGCUCGCGCUCGACGAAAUGGCCGUCCUGGCCGUGAAUGUAACGCUGACGACGAUGCCGACGAUGGCGCCGACGAUGGUGAGCGGCAACGAGGACAUCAUUUACUCAUCGAAACUGCUGCAGAUCGUGUUCUGUGUCCUGUACUCGAGCAUCUUCGUGCUCGGAGUGUUCGGCAACGUGCUCGUUUGCUACGUCGUCUUCCGCAACAAGGCCAUGCAAACGGUGACGAAUCUGUUCAUCACCAACCUGGCCCUCUCGGACAUUCUGCUGUGCGUGCUGGCCGUUCCGUUCACGCCGUCCUACACGUUCCUUGGGGGCUGGGUGUUUGGCAAACUGCUUUGUCACACGCUGCCCCUUGCACAGGGCUGCAGCGUCUACAUAUCGACCCUGACGCUUACGUCGAUCGCGAUCGAUCGGUUCUUCGUGAUCAUCUACCCGUUUCACCCGCGCAUGAAGCUCUCGACCUGCGUCACGAUCAUCGUGCUGAUUUGGUCCUUUGCCAUCCUGGUUACGAUGCCGUAUGGGCUGUAUAUGCGCCUGCACGGCGAGCCGGCCAACGGGACCGACUCGGUCCCGCCGAGCAGCGCCAUGUACUGCGAGGAGCAGUGGCCCUCGGAGGACAUGCGCAAAACGUUCUCGAUCGUCACCUCGAUCCUGCAGUUCGUCUUGCCGUUCCUCAUUAUGGCCUGUUGCUACGUGUGCGUGUCGAUCCGGUUGAACGAUCGGGCGCGCACCAAGCCGGGCAGCAAGACAUCACGCCGUGAGGAAGCGGACCGCGACCGGAAGAAGCGCACCAACCGGAUGCUGAUCUCGAUGGUGGCCAUCUUCGGUAUCUCGUGGUUGCCACUCAAUCUGGUCAACAUGUGCAACGAUUUCUACUCGGACAUCAACGGGUGGCGGUUCUAUAAUCUGUUCUUCUUCAUCGCCCACCUGACGGCGAUGUCGUCGACCUGCUACAACCCGUUCCUGUACGCCUGGCUGAACGAUAACUUCCGGAAGGAGUUCAAGCAGGUCCUACCGUGCUUCGAUCCGUCCCGGGGUCGCCGGGGCACCCUGAAUGGCACCCGUGGCGGUGGUGGUGGCGGUGGCGGUGGCUGGCGUUCGGAGCAGCGAACUUGUAACGGCAACAAUGACACCGUACAGGAGACCCUUAUCCCGAGUUCCCAGGUGAUGGCCAGUAGUCGCAGCUCGCAGCAGCAGCAGUCGGCACCGAGCGUCGACUCGAUCCUGCUGUCCGAGGUCAGUCCCCCGGUGCCGGCGCCCGUGCUGCCGAGUGUCCAGAGUGCCGAAACUGUGAUACUGCCGUCGGGUGUCCUGGAGACUCCGUUCGAUUUGCAACUGGUGCCACCGGGAGUGACGGUCAACGGUGGUCACAACGGAGGCGGUGUCGGUGUAGUCAACGGAAGACUGGGCCACGGCGGUGGCGGCGGCGGUGGCAGUAACUCCAAGCUGUCCUCGCUGAUCCUCAUCAACGAUGGUACGACGGCCGACUCGAAAGUGCCCGCCAUUCUCUAG